Messenger RNA from Coturnix japonica (Japanese quail), 6693 nucleotides. RefSeq names its product lymphocyte antigen 6E-like. Gene Ontology annotation, molecular function: acetylcholine receptor inhibitor activity. The record is from RefSeq and is a predicted model, not a curated record. Gene Ontology annotation, cellular component: plasma membrane. NCBI's taxonomy places the organism in Eukaryota, Metazoa, Chordata, Aves, Galliformes, Phasianidae.
AAAAAAAAAAUUAACAAAAAUAUUUUGUGUGAAUAACCACUAUGCAACUUCAUUUAGUGUAAAACUGACUUCUUUGGAGCUAUAUCAGCGUAGGUGUGAGUCUGGCCUUCUGGUUCUGUGUAACAAUUAAGACUGUUGUAUGAGCCCUGGAAAAGGGAUUACAAAAAUGCACUGCCAAGACUGUUUUCCUUUGCCUGCAGGCUCCGCUAUUUCAUCAGUGCAGCUGCUGCUUCUGUGGGAAGACAGGGAGAAGUAAAGGCAACCAGAGAGAGAGAAGAGCCAUCUCCCAUUUCCCCAUUACUCAUAAGACUGGAGGUGCAAUAAACGGGGUGCUAAAGGGACUUUUCCCCAUUGUGAUAUCCUGCUCCGUGGGCUCCAGCAUGGAGAACUCCCACACGCACCUUACACACCCUUGGGUUGACUUCAUGCCUGGAACCUGUAAAACUGCUGCUGUUCAAAAGGUAUAUAACCUGUCUUCCAAACACCUUCCCAGUUGAGCUGAGAGGAUCUGGUGGAGAUGAAGACUGCUCCUGUUAUCUUGCUGAUUGCUGUCCUGUGUGUGGAGCAAGUUUAUCCGUUUAUGUGCUAUGUGUGCCAAGAACAGGAGUCCAACAAGGACUGUUUAACCAUUUCCAUGUGUGCAAAGGGAGAGAAAUAUUGUGUGACUGUCCGCGACAAUGUUGGAACAAACCCUGACAAGCCUAAAUACAUCAUCUCCAAGAAGUGCUCUCCAACGUGUCCAGAAACAAGUCAGCAACAAAUCCAAGCCCAUCGGAAUGUUACAUGCUGUGAGAAACCAUUGUGCAAUGUGAAUGGAGGCAGCAGCAAGCAAGGCAGCUAUGCAAUGAUGUUCCUGGGUGUCCUAGCUAGUAUCACUUACAUCUUUGCUUGUGGACAGUGAUGGGUUAGGAAAAGCUCCCUGUGUUGGCAUUAUUGUCUGAAAUAAAAGUGUGUUACACUGGGAUAAUUACUUCUCUCAAGAGCUCAUGACUUGCAGAUGAGCUUUGUCUCAGAUUUUCAAGAAUAUCAGUAAGUUAGAUGCUGAACUCCUCUUGAUUUCCUAAUCCUACUUGAAUCUGAAGUCUCUUCAAACAGUCAUGUCAUCUAAGAAAACAUGUAAAAGACCCUCUUGACAUGUUCAGGCUUCAAAAAGUUACUGCUCUGAAGAUAUUCUUCGAGACAUACUUUUUUCUCUUUGACUGUUGAACAUUCAACAUGAACGCUAUGUGGAAUAGCAAUCCACCCUGUAAGGAACACAGGUAAUAGUUCAAUAGUUAUGUCAGCACGCUGGAGAAGUUCAGUAUCUUCUUCAGGUCACAAUAUGUUGGUUAUCACACAUCGGUUCAUAAACAGGAAAGAAGAGGUAAAUCUUAUUUCUGCUAGUCUCUGGAAAUUCCUCCAGCCUCAAUCAGCAACAAUUUCUGGCUCCCAUGGCUCUUUGCACUUGGAAGGUUAUCACGAGCAUCCUUCAUCUCCCAGCUUCGAUGUACCAACUGAGUCUGGAGAAAAGGAAAAGAGAAACAAAUGUGACCUAGAGAGGAGAUGCAAUGUCUGGUAGUGGGGAGAUGGGAGGGAGAAGGAAAUGCUUUGGCAUACACAGACUUGGUGCAGCUGGAAAUGAAAAUGUCUCUAUGUCUAUUUCCCUUUUUCGUUUUUUUCAGAGCCAACCCAACCCAACUGCUAUUGCCAAACCCAGUCAUUUAGAGACUGUGAAAUAGCUGUAUGAAAACUAUAGCAUAGAAAUGAUUGACUGUGCUGGGCUUUGUUGGGUUUUACAUCCCAGGCUCUCUGCUUCCUCCUCUCCCUGCAAGAGCUACAGCUGAAGGGAGGCAGAAAAGUUCUGUAUGAGGCCUGGAGAUGUCUACAGAGAAGAGGGGCAAGCAGGUGAAGACUAACAUGAAUAGCUCAGAGCUUCCUGGUCAUAACUCCUGCUGCAAGCUUACUUCUCUGGAACGAAAGUAUAAAAGGGAAGAGUUGGCAGCUACACUUGCUCAGCUGUGUUCUGACACCAGGACUCAUCCAAACAAUUCAGGGCCUUUGUUUUGUGGUUGUUGUGGGUGUUAUUUUAUUUAUUUAUUUAUUUUUAUGAGAUGCUUUAUUUGGUGGCUAAAUGAGAUCUUUGAUUUGUCUAAAGCAUUGUCUUGAAAGUCAGCGUAUUUCUGGCUGCAGAUGUGGAAGGAUCCAUUGCUGGUGUUGGCAACAGGGUCUUGGUUUCUAUAACCAUGGGAGUCAGUAAGCUCAACAAGGGACCUUCUUGAAUGAAUACUACCACAGAAUGAUAUAUAGUAUAUAGUUGAUAUAUAUAUCGACUAUGAGAAGAGUUCCUAGAAUGAAAAUAGAUCCAAGGUUAAUAUUAAAGGAUCAUAUCCCCUAGGGUAAAGAAUGAUGCAUCUCCGCAGGCAAGAAACCAAGCAGAGUGAACAGGAGUCCUGCAUGGAUGAACAAAGCAUUCCAAACAAAAAUCAAGCAUAGGUAGGAAGUGUAUAGGGAAUGGAAGCAGCAACAGCUGACUCAGGAUAGAAUAUAGGGAUAUUGUAGGGAUAUUGUCAGGGUAGGCAGAAAUAUGGUAAGAAAGUCCCGGGCCCAUUUACAAUUAAAUCUGUCUAGGGAUUUCAAGGACAUCAAGAAGGGCUUCUUCAAAAAGGAAACAAAAGGAAAACUAAAGAAAAUAUGGGUCCACUGCAGAGUGAGGCAGGGACACUGGCAACAGAGGAUGAAGGAAAUACAGAGAUACUGAAGGACUUCUUUGUUUCAGUCUUCACUACCAAGAUCAUCAUGAAGGAAUCCCUGAUUCAGGAGUCCAGAGAGAAAUUCUGUAGAAAGGAAGACUUUUUCUUGGUUGAGAAGGACUGAGUUAAAAAUCAUUUAGGCAAAUUUGACAUCCACAUGUCCAUGGAUCCUGAUAGGAUUUAAACACAGGUACCAGGGGAUAUGGUGAACAUCAUGGUCCAGCUCCAUGGGGAGUUGGAACUAGAUGAUCUUUAAGGUCUCUUCCAACCCAAACCCAUUCUAUGGUUCUAUGACCAGCUAAAGAUGCCUACCUUUUGUGUUUCCACUGCUAUCUCUAGAGCCUGGUGCCUGGCCCAUGCUUUAGAUAUUUCAUUCUAUGGCUGGGAAAUAGGGGGAAAUGAUUCUGCUAAGGGAAGAGGCUGGCAGCAGUGUUGUAGGCUGUGGUGGCCAUGCUGCUUCUUGAAACCAUAAACACGUAUACCACAAAUAUCCUGUGCAGAGAAAAUCGAAGACACUUCUUCCAAGAGGCCCUGCAAUACAGUAGGUGCUCUCCAAAAACUCUAGGAAAGCUGGGCUCGGGGCCAGACAUAUUACUGUCUUUAGCACCAGACAAGUUAGCAUAGGAAAGGGGAAGCAGGAGUAAUUUAUAUCUGAACCAGAUUCACUGAAUGGCAGAAAGCAAAGCGAGGUCAGCUGGCGGGGAGGGAAGGAGUCAAAGAUUGAGAGAAGAACAGUGAGCACCCAAACAAAUAUUAUCUCCAAUAAGACAAAAUGAACAGAGGAGUUCCUAUGUCACCCUGUCUCCAAAUUCAGAGGGAACCCCUUCCUUUCUUGAAAUGUUUGGAUUCCAGAGCAUCUGAGUGUACAAGGAUUAUGACCAUUGAACAUCUGUGGGUGAAAUGCCUUCAGGUUUUCACUAUUUCAAUGCCAGUAACCACUUAGCUCCCAGACUGAAAACCUACAGUUGUGAAUGAGGCACUGAAGGUCUCUCAAUAGUAGCUACUUAGGUAGGGUUUAUGCCUGGACUUUAUCAAAGCUGAUUCUCUGUGUAGGAAAUCACUGAAAUUCUUUGAGAGAAAUAAAGAGGAAAAGGGACACUUAGAGCCAUAGAACUGAGUUGGAAAGGACUCCUUAGAAUCAUCUAGUCCAACUCCACUGCAAUGAACAGGGAUACCUACAGCUAAAUUAGGUUGCUCAGAGCUCCUGAGCCUGAUCUGGAAUGCCUCCAAGGACGGGGAAUCCACUAUAUCUCUGUCCUUCCUGCUUGGGAGUGAGCCAUGAGUUGUUGUUUGGCUAAGGUCCCAGACUAUCCUCCUGGGCUACAGAAAGGUGCAGGCCACAGAUAUGGGUUCUCACAACCCAGGAGUUUGGGCAUAGACUGAAAAAAUCACCUCUUCUUCCAUGGGAAGAAUCAAAUUUGCCUUUUCCAAUGAAAAUGCAGUGCAUGGCCAUACCCAGGAUCGUGUUACUGGUGAUCUCUAGGGUUAACUGCAUUUGUUGGCAGCAGACACCCAGAUGACGUUUAGAGAUGCUCUUUAAUAUAGGAUCUGUUCCAGGAGCAGACAUCUAGAUGACGCUUAGAGUUGCUCCUGUUCUGCAGUCUCACAAUAACUGAGCUCCACACUCAGAGUUGGGAUAUGUGUUUUUGCUUCCAGCCUGCAGUAAAUGCAGGGUAAAAGGGAAGUCAGAUGGAGACAUGAGCCACAUCUAAUACAUGCUAAUUGGUAUGCCAACUAACACAUGAAAACCAAGAACAUGAAAAUGAAGCAGGCCACAAGAAGAAAAGGUGUUUUUUUCCAUAUGCACAUCAGUAAAGGGUAUUAACCAAACUAAGUGGUGACUAGGCAUAGAGGAAAUCUUGCACAUCAUAGAAACGCAGCUUGUUUCACCUGUUUCUUUUUCUUCAGGGUGGGAAACCAGGGAUUUCCAAAUGCAGUGUGCAUUGUUAUAAAGGAAACGGGGAAACCAUGGGGAGCUGUCAGUCCAGGUCCCAGUCUUGGAAAGAAAACUGAAAUAAAACAUCAAACAACUUGUAAUGGUGUAGGGGUUAUCAAGGAGAUGGCAAUGAACAACAAGAACUUUGUGACAGAUGGGUGUUAUUCCCACCCAUGAAAAGGUGGAAAAAUCAGUAGAUAAAGGUAAAAUGGGUACUUAGCACAUAUUUUAGUGUUAAUACAGUUUUUUUUUUCUACCAUAGCACAUGACAGCCUCAUUAGGAAACUAGUUAGAAGCACAAGCAAAUAACUGUCAAACCAGAAGGAUGUAUUAAACUCUGCAGCAUGCCAUGGCUCUGGUAUGAUGCAAUAUUUUAAUUACCGGUUUGACAGACAGAAUAGAGAAUAAAUAGAUUGAGUUUGCAGGUGACACACUGGGAGAAUCUGAGAAAGAGAAUGAAAUCUGCGCAGGACAAGCACAAAGCUCUACUGUUAACUGCAGACACAUCAUCUGCACAAAUAUAGGAUGAAGAAAUACCCUUUCCAGCAAUUUGGCAGAAAAAGAAGUUGCAUUUACAAUAGAUCAUGCAUUUAACAUCUGUCAUACUUGGGGAAACAGAACAAAAAAAGGCCUUGUUGGAACUCUGCAUCUAUUGGAAAGUUGCACACUUCAUGCCAGGCAGUGUAAACUGGAGUUUGAUGGGAUGAGAUCCCUCCAAUCUCUUGCCCAGUGGUAAAGCUUGAGCUGCUGCAUUCUCUCCACUUUUUGCUUUAGGGUUUGUUCACAUGGCCACAAAGGAGCUUUUAGAUAGGAUCAGAAAAGUUCCUAGCAUCUAAUGGAAGAAGAGCUGGAGUUGAUUGCUGGGAGAACUGCCUCCAGCAUCAGCAGCUUGAGCAUCAUUAUCCAGUUGCAUGAUAUAUUGUCCUCAGCAUCUCAUUAGUGAGUAUUGGGAAAGGAGAAUGAACUUGGACACCCCUCCUGGUCCCCUCCAUUUCCCUUCUCUCCCUCCUACUGCUCAUUCUCAUGAAGCUGAUGAGGGUUCUGGCUACCUUUCCUUUCCUACUCCAAAAAUGUUUAGAUGUUGUACUAAGGGACAUGGUUUAGUGGGAAAAUAUUGGUAGGUGGAUGGUUGGAUGAUCUUGAAAGUCUUUUCCAACCUUGGUGAUUCUAUGAUUUCUUCAUUAAAGCAUAAUUGUGUUGUGCUAUUCCGGCUUGACUUUGCUUUAUAGCACCAAAUUUGACCCCAAAAUGCUCUUCCAUUGACACCACAUAGGAAGAUCACUCCAAAGAAUGAACGCCUCCCUGGUUCCCAGCAUCAGGAGUACAAGCACUAGACUUGCUGACACAGCUCUGCAUAAUAAGAAUGAGAUAAGGAUUUCUCCUUUUUCAGCUGAUUUGUCACCCAGGUAAACCCUUAAGCACCAUGCAAAGCACUGUCAUCAUGCACAACGAGGUUCAUCAUGCAUGAAAAGAAGUUCAUUGCUGGUGCAGGAAGCAAACAAUGGCUCUAUGCCUGGUGUUCACAAUAGCUCAUCUGGGACCUGCCCUUGGCUCCAGGGCAUGCUCAAGCAUUAGAUGUAAUCAGCAAUUAGAUAACCUGCAGACACUGCUCUUGGGAACAAGAAACUCUCUUUCUGCAGUCUAGAGGAAAUGAGUGCAGUAAAACAAUAUAUUCCAGGAGAAGAAAGCAAUUUUAUCAUACAAAAUUUUUUAAGCAGGUUGAUUUUUGCCCUCUCAAACUUAUUCUCACAGAUUUAAUCUAUUCCCUUUCUCACAAGCACCAGCACAUGUGUGACACUGGCCAGGUGAUCUGGCCAGUGUCAAUUCUAUGCCACACUUAAACAAGAGAUGACAGUUAUGCAGUCCUCACCAUACUUCCAAGGUACUUGGCAGGGCACAAGCUGAUUUUGGAUUUGCCUCUUACAGCCUUUGGGAGGAAAGAAGCUGCCUUGGCUCAUUUUUCCUUUUUAUUUUGCCUCAAACUGUAACUCAAAAAUCCCGAACUUUCCAGUUCUUUUGUUUAGCUUA